AUGUGCCACACCAGCUGCUCCUCGGGCUGCCAGCCAGCCUGCCCUGCCACCUGCUGCCCUCCCCCAGGCUGCGGGAGCUCCUGCGGCCACCCAGCUUCCAGCGUGACUCUGCUGUGCCGGCCCACAUGCAGCUCCGCCACCUCCUGCCAGCCGGCCUGCGGCUGUCCCUCCCCAGUCUGCCCAGUGGUCUGCAGCCAGGCCUCCUCCUGCAGCCCGGCCUGCUGUGUGCCCAGCCCCUGCCGGGCAACCUGCUGUGUGCCCGUGAGCUACAGGCCAGCCGUGUGCACACCUGUGAGCUCCCGGCCAGCUGUGUGUGCACCAGUGAGCUGCAGACCCGCCGUGUGUGUGCCCGUGAGCUGCAGGCCCACUGUGUGUGUGGCCCCCUCCUGCCAGUCCUCCGGGUGCUGCCAGCCCUCCUGCCCCACCCUGGUCUUCAGACCCGUCCCCUCUUGCACCCCUUCCUGCUCCUGA
Diceros bicornis minor is the source of this 471-nucleotide messenger RNA. Its product is annotated as keratin-associated protein 12-1-like. The record is from RefSeq and is a predicted model, not a curated record. Bases 1 to 471 code for a protein of 156 amino acids. The transcript has a single exon. Gene Ontology annotation, cellular component: keratin filament. Lineage: Eukaryota; Metazoa; Chordata; Mammalia; Perissodactyla; Rhinocerotidae.